Alnus glutinosa is the source of this 957-nucleotide messenger RNA. RefSeq lists its product as uncharacterized. The transcript is spliced from 2 exons. The record is from RefSeq and is a predicted model, not a curated record. NCBI's taxonomy places the organism in Eukaryota, Viridiplantae, Streptophyta, Magnoliopsida, Fagales, Betulaceae. Bases 20 to 283 code for a protein of 87 amino acids.
ACUCGUACCCACUUCGUGGAUGAAGAGUCCGAGACCUCCCGAGAACGCGGCCAAGCAUAAAGGCGUGGUGCUUCCAAAGCAUAAACACAAACAGAUGGUGUUGUGGUCGUACCCACCCACGCCCAGACAGCUAGUCGUGACGGCCUGCUUCUUCGUCACCGGCGCAUCACUCUUCGCCAUCGGGGUCCACCUGUCAUUCGCAAACAUAGGCCCUCAACAAGCCCGUGCCAAGGCCCGUAGCGAUGUCAUCAAAGACCGCCUCAGGAAGAUGCUCGACGACUAGCGUGAAAGAGCAAGCGCUUGAUUUAGAUGGUGGACAUGAAAGCACCAAGUGUCUAAGCAUGAGGAAUUAGAAGGCGACUGCAGUGCGAGGUCAGGAAGAAGUUCAUAUCGUUUUUCUUGUUUAGGAGAUCCUUGCUCUCACCCAAGUCCAACAUCCUGCAAUAUGAUUAAGGAAAAGCCUACUUAGAGGUAUGCAGCACAUGUAUUUCUUGAGCCUUUAAAAUAGUUUUUAAGGCUUUGCCUGAGAAAGAUUGGAUUGCUUUCUGCUUUCGACCAUAGCAUAUCACAAGCACAAAAUCAACGCGCCUUUGCAAGUGAAGACACAUUCUUAGUGCCAUAUUGUAGUAAAUAUAUGUUUGGACUCCUGGAGAAUUUUGUGUUUUGUGAAGCUUAUGUCUUUCUAAUUUCCAGUUCCUGACCGCUUUGUGGGGUUGAGAUCUUGUGCUGCAAUGCUAACCUCAUUACUCUUGGGUUCUAAUUCCAACUAGAAAAGGGAGUAUUUACUUGAAUGAACUCAAUUUUGGUGUACCGAGGCUAUCCCUAUGUUUUGUUUGUAAUGCAAUUUGUUUGGGGAAAUGAUAUAAGAUUUAUCUGUCCUCCAUUUGUGUACCAUCUCCCAUGUCAUUUCAUUUUCGUGUCCAAGUAAAUAAAAACGUUGUUGGAGGUGCUACAAAA